Messenger RNA from Ogataea parapolymorpha DL-1, 2250 nucleotides. RefSeq names its product betaine lipid synthase. The coding region runs from base 1 to 2250 and encodes 749 amino acids. NCBI's taxonomy places the organism in Eukaryota, Fungi, Ascomycota, Pichiomycetes, Pichiales, Pichiaceae. The record is from RefSeq and is a predicted model, not a curated record. The transcript has a single exon.
AUGAUAGAUAUUUACAAUAUUGAGGACAUGGUCCUCUAUGUUACUUAUGCUUUUUUAGGUGCAACUCUUACGAGUGCACUGCUUUUUGCUUACAGCAAAAGGUUCAGAGUUGUGCUCCAGUUCUGUUACCUCUGUUUCGUCAAGCCGUUCACCCCUUCGUCAAAAACCGCCAAGAACACUGGUGCCCAACAGCAGGCUCUCGAGUCAUUCUACCAGGCCCAGGCCAAGAUCUACGACAUGACCAGGUCGAGGCUUCUGCAGGGCAGAGAAACUUCCCUCAAGCUGGCGGCGAGCCAUCUUUCAAGAACUUCUGAUCUCGUGUGGAUUGACGUAGGUGGUGGCACUGGCUACAAUGUGGAGCACAUGGAUUGCAUUCUGCCGUUGAACAAACAUUUUAAAGCAAUCUACGUGGUUGACCUAUCACCAUCUUUGCUCGAAGUUGCACAACAGCGUUUCGAGGCUAAAGGCUGGAAAAACGUUUACUGCGUGCUUGCCGACGCGUGCAACUUCUCUGUUGCCAAGCUGCCUGCUGAUUUAAUCACGUUUUCCUACUCGUUGUCGAUGAUUCCAACUUUCCACUGUGCUGUGGACCAUGUUGUUUCCAUGCUGCACAAAAACGGAGUUGUGUGCUGUGUGGAUUUUGGGGUCCAAACAAUUGCCACCUCGGUAGCCAAGGUUAACACCCUUGGAGGAAUGACAAACAGACACAGCCCGUGGAUUUUCCGCACAUUCUGGCGCACGUGGUUUGAGGCCGAUAGGGUAUUUUUGGAUCCGGCCAGAAGAGACUAUCUGGAGUACAAAUUUGGGACACUCAAGUCGCUCAACCUAUACAACAAAAAGCUGGGCAAUAUUCCAUAUUACAUUUGGCUUGGCUGCGACAAGGACCGCUCGCCAGCUCUGCUUCACAGGAUCAAUGCACUAGCCACUGAGUCUCCGUAUCUGGCUCCCCAGGAUGAGUCCGUCGAAAUUGCUAGAAGUAAGGGCCACGAGGCAGCUCUUGAAUUGCAGGCCAAAAAACUACCUUAUCCCUCCAUCUACUACCAGAACAAUGCCUACCGCGUCUACUACGAUGAGCUAAAACCAGGGUAUGCCCAAUUCAGCGACCAGUACAUUUAUGCGUUUACAUGGGAGGACCCAAGAGAGGAUGUCAGGAUCCUCAAGCUCUCGUCCAAAGACACCGUCCUGGCCAUCACUUCCGCCGGCGAUAAUAUCCUGGCGUACGCUUCUCUGCCAGACCCGCCUCGGCGGAUUCACGGAGUUGAUCUCAACCCCUGCCAGGGCCAUCUGAUGGAGCUGAAGCUUGCAGCUUUCAAGUCUCUAAAAAGGAAGGAAAUUUGGAAGAUGUUUGGACUGGGCAAGAUCGAGGGGUUCUGCGAGCUACUAGUUACCAAACUGGCUCCCCAUAUGUCUUCCAAUGCAUUCCAGUACUGGUACGCGAACGGUGAAAAGACGUUUGACGUUAACGGCCGCGGCCUGUACGACACAGGGUUCUCGAAAUGGGCCCUGCGAAUGGCCCGCUAUGUGUUCAAGAUCUGCGGUGUAACCUCCGACGUAGACGAUCUGUGUGCGGCCCAAACUAUUGAGGAACAAAAACGCAUUUGGGACGAAAAUAUCAAGCCUACGCUGUUCAACCCAAUUGUCUCGAAGCUGCUGAUAGGAAAUCCACUUUUUCUCUGGAAAGCGCUUGGCGUGCCGGCCAAUCAGGCCGCCAUGAUGGGCCCAUCUGUGGUGAAAUACGUGAUCGAUACGCUGGACCCUGUGGUUUCCCGCUCGCUCAUCGCCAGCGACAACUAUUUCUACUACCUGGCUCUCAAGGGAAGAUACUCGGAACAGAACUGUCCAGACUACCUUACAAAGUCUGCCUACAAAACGUUUUCUGCCAAAGGCUCACCAUUGGACAAUAUCCGUCUUCACACAGACUACUUGAACGACGUCUUUGCUAGGUUGACAAAAAAGUCUCUGACAGUAGCUGUAAUCAUGGAUCACAUGGACUGGUUCGACCCGGACGGAAAAGAUGCGGAGGAGGAAAUUGCCGCGCUGGAUGAGGCUCUGGCGCCCGGCGGCCGUGUCCUGCUCCGCUCUGCUUCCACGCAGCCAUGGUACAUAAAGAACUUCGAGAACAGGGGCUACAUCUGCGAAGCUGCUGCCGUACGCGAGUCGGGAAAAAGCAUCGACAGAAUCAACAUGUACGCGUCCACGUGGCUGUGCGUUAAGCCAGCCAGGCGACACAUGAGCACGAUCAGGAUCUGA